Messenger RNA from Acanthocheilonema viteae, 1446 nucleotides. The record is from the annotation of a GenBank genome assembly. Lineage: Eukaryota; Metazoa; Nematoda; Chromadorea; Rhabditida; Onchocercidae.
AUGGUAUUUCGGUCGGACAGUCGAGAAGGCGGGGUCGGAGAGGAAAGGAUAGUUUGUGUCAGCGAGAUGGUCAUUGUGGCAGAUGAAGGGAAUGGCAGGGGCUGUCUGCUACCUACGACUCGUUGCCAUUUGAAAUCGAUAAUAAUGAUAAUGAUUAUCAGUAGUUCAUCAUUGAUUCUCACCACAAAAAAAGAAAACGGAAUAUUAUGGGGAAACGUUACUCGUAGCAUAUCUCAACUUAUGGAUAUCGUUCGUAGUCUUCUACGGGCGGUGACACCAUUACCUGACGGUGAUACUGCUGAUCGUAUUAAUUACUGCUUUUCCACUACUAUUUUAGUCGUUCUGUCAGCAUUCAUUUCCGGAUGGAGGUUAGACUUUUCGUUAGUUGAUGAAGGGUGGUGGAUCGAAUAUGCGUUAGAUUAUUGUUUUAUACAAAAUACUUAUUUCAUACCGUUUACUGAUAUUAUCCCGGAUAAUUACUGGGAUAUUGCGGAACAUAUAAUUCCUAUACCAAAAAAUAUCACCCAACGUGAGAAUCGCCUAAUUGGUUAUUAUCAAUGGGUACCAUUUAUUCUUGCUCUCCAAGCUGUAUUAUUCUAUCUUCCGGUCGUUAUGUGGCGCACAUUGUAUUCAGUCGUAGGUAUAAAAGUAAGCGUAAUUUGUGAUACAUGUAAUAUUCGAUCAAACAUGGCUGCCCGAGAUCGAUUAAAAAAUUUGGAAAAAGUUGCGUCAUUUUUGGCGUAUGAACGAGACGUACAUUCAUCAUUCGAUGGUAGAAUGCGUCGUCAUUUAUCAUCUGGUCGUUUUCUUAUCACUACAUAUUUGAUCAUGAAGUUACUCUAUGCCUUAAACUCACUGUUACAAUUUUGGAUCGUCAAGAAGCUUCUGGGUGUGGAAAGUAUUUGGUGGGGUGCUCAGGUGUUCGAUGACCUCAUUCAUGGCUUAGAAUGGCCGCAAACUGGCAAUUUCCCACGUGUUACAUUAUGUGAUUUCGCAGUACGUGUACUUGGUAAUCUCCAUCGACAUACCGUACAAUGCGUGUUAAUGAUCAAUAUGUUUAAUGAAAAAAUAUUUUUGUUUGUAUGGUUUUGGUUACUUAUCAUUUCCACUAUCAAUGUUGUAAACCUUUUGCAUUGGCUUUUUGCAAGCCUUACGAGUAAUUCUGGACAAGAAAUGAUUGGCAUCUAUCUUGAAAAGAUUGAUCCAGAAGUUGCUCAUACCACACGUCGUCGUGCUUUAAUCGAUGAAUUUGUUGUUGAAAAACUUCAUCCGGAUGGUGUAUUUUUGUUACAAUUGGUAAAAGCUAAUUCAGGUGAUAUUGUUACCUGUGAACUGAUUGCAACGCUUUGGCGACAUUUUAUUGAAAAUCGUGUAAAUCCCCCACCAUACACAGAACCAUUGUUAGCCGGUAAAGGGAAGAUUUCAACACAUGAAAGCGGAUUAUAG